UGGAAAAUAAUGUUUGUAAAUAAGAAAAGAUAUAAUUUACCAUGAUAAAGGCUCAGGCCUUGUACACAUUUGAAGGUGACACAGGAAGUGGUGAACUCAGUUUCAAUGAAGGAGAAACACUGACAAUAGUACAACAGGAUGUGGGAGAUGGCUGGUGGGAAGCAAGAAAUUAUCUUGGAAAUGUAGGACUUAUACCACAAGCAUAUGUAGAGAUUAUUGAGCCCCCAGAACCAUCAUUUCCUCCUCCUCCCCCUCCAAUGCCAACAGCCCCACCACCAUCACAUAAUGGGUGGGGACACGGAGGUGGAGGCAUGCCGGAGCCCCAGCACAGUGUGGAGGGAUGGGAUGAUGAUGACUGGGAUGAUGACGAUGAUGAUCAUUCAAGUACAAGUACGGGUGGAGCAUCAAAUUCACAUAAUCAAACAGAUUUGCAAGGACAAGGAAACUUUGGUUUAUCGCAGGGCAGGCCAAAAAGUUCUACGUCUCCACCAUCUGAUAUGUCAAAAUACGGUACAGUGAAGAAAAGUUUUAACAGAUUUUCACAGUUUGCAAAGGCUGGUGGAGAGGCUUUUAUGAUGGGAAGCUUUCAGUCAAAUAAUGUAUCUGAGGCUGAUAUGAUUACAAUAAUGGAAACACAAGAUGGUGUUGAAUGGAAACCAAACACUCAACCUUAUACAUGUUCUGUACGGUCACCCAAAAAGGAGAGCAAACUUAAAGGGUUAAAAAGUUAUAUUGCGUACCAGAUAACACCCUCUUUCAGUAACAUACAAGUGAGUCGACGUUACAAACACUUCGAUUGGCUGCACAUACAGUUGGAAAACAAAUUUACAUGUAUACCUAUCCCGCCCUUACCUGAUAAAGCGAUAUCUGGAAAGUUCAUAAAAUCUCAAGCUGCAUUUGGAGCUCUCAACCCUACAUCCUCCUCUAAAGCAGGUCGAUAUGAAGAUGAGUUUAUAGAUACCCGUAUGAAGUUGUUACAGUUAUGGAUAGAUAGAAUCUGUCGACAUCCUGUCUUAUCUCAGUCCGAGGUCUUCCUUCAUUUUCUUACAUGUACAGAUGAAAAGAAAUGGAAGCAGGGUAAACGAAAGGCUGAGAAGGAUGAAUACACAGGUGGAAAGUUUUUCCUUACAUUGAAGACCCCACCAACAGCAUUACCAAGUGGAGAAAUAGAAACAAAGAUGGAGAAUUUUUGCAAAUUUCAGAAAAAUAUGGAAGAAAAUGUGAAAACGUUGUCAGCAGUAGCUUAUGAUAAUAGAAAGAAACAUUUGGGCCCAUUUAAGAGAGAAUAUGUGAAGUUAGGAACAGCUUUCAAAAGUCUAGCACAGACAUUUAAUAUGGAUACUGGUUCUUAUUCACAAGCCUUGACAGGUGCAAUAGAUUACACAGGAGACACAUACAAUGAGAUAGGAGAUCUAUUUCAGAACCAGCCUAAAAAUGACCUUGAACCAUUGAUGGAUACAUUGAAUGAGUACAGAGGGACACUUGGACAAUUUCCUGAUGUGUUAAAAGUACAUGAGGGAGCAAUAGGAAAAGCAAAGGAGUGUUUCAAACAGCAAACAGAGGGUAAAAUGGUGGAAUCCGUCGUACAAAAUGUUCAGCAACGGGCGGAUGUUAUUUCAUUCGGAACUAUGGCAGAAAUAAAUCACUUCCAAAAAGCACGCUGUGAAGACUUUAAAGCUACGAUGACACAUUUUCUCAGGGGUCAGAUACAGUUCUAUCAAGAGAUCACAAACAAACUGGAAACAGCCUUACAGCAUGUGGAGAAAUCCUGAGAGUGAAAAAUAAAUCUUCCAGUUAAAGUUUGUGAUUCAAGAUGAUGUUGUUCCUGAACACUAUCAAAAAUAUCAAGCACCUGCUGCUUGAACAGUCUUUCUUAAUUAUAAAGAGUGGAGAAUGUAUUGUAGAAAUAGGGAAGUAUAUUGACUGAAGAAGAAGUUCUUAACCCUUAGCCUGCUGCAGGUGAAUUUAACAGCCUUUGCAAACAGCUUGGAACCAGAUCAGACGCCGAUUAAAUCGGCGUCUGAUCAGGUUCCAAGCUGUUUGCUACUCUGACAAUAUUUCUUCCAAUUUUGGAGCAAAUUGAAUGAACUUUACAAUUUAAGCAGACGACAUUCCCAGCAGACGACAGUUUAUCUAGCAUGCUAAAGGUUAACAAAAGAAACCAUUUGAUGAGUAUGUAGAGACAUGGAUUUACAGAACAGUUAUCAGUGUGAAUACAUUACCUUGAAAUUUCAUCAUGGUCAAAAGUUAAUUGGUGUAGUAAUUGAACAAAUAACAUGAAUCUGUUAAUAGAACAGAUCAACAUAGAUGGUGUAUGACACUUGCAUUAGGUAAAUUUUGUUUACAGAAUGUUAAUUGAUUGUCUAAAAUGUCAACAAAUACACUGAAAUUCUCUUUCUAGUCUAGAGUAAAUUGUAAAAUUCAGACAAAAGAGAUAUUUAUUACAAUGAUUGAAUGAUUUUGACGCAACAGUUUUCUUAUAAAAAGUAUGGACAUUUAACAAUACUGAAACAAAUUUCUGUUUAAAGAUUGAUAAAGAGAUGGAUUUGAUUUUUUAAAUAUUACUGAUAUAUAUAUAUAUAUAUAGCAUGUGUCUAUCAGAAAUUGAGAUGACUAAGUCAAUGCCUUAAGGCUAACUUUGUGCUAAAUUUUCUAGUUAAAAACAUUUAAUUUUCAUUUUUUCACCAGACAGUCAUUAUAUCUUUAGAUUACUAUUUCUCAUUCAUACAAAUUACACUGAAAUUUUUUUAGAUGUUGAUAUAUAUUUGGGAUGUUAACAUAAAGAGAAAUUGUUAUCAUUUUAUGGAUGUCUUAAAAACAUUAAGACAUAGAGUUCAUUGGCAAUUUAUAAAUGUCCGAAAAAAGUAGAACGUGUAUUUCCUUAUACCAAUAUUUUGCUGCAAGCCAGAGGUAAUAGUGUCUUUUCGUUGUUGUAAGUGACCAGAAUAUUUAAGUGGCCUUACACAUACUCCAUUUUAUCUCUAGUCUGUAUGUUUAUGUGUCUCUUAUAAACAAAAGAAAUUUAAAUCAUGAAUAUUUUGAAACCUUAAACAUUAGUGAGAAGAUCAUAUUACGUAUAUUUGAAAUUUGCAAGUUGGAAAAAGCUUCAGGAAAGUACUGUUAUUGUUAUUUUGCUAUGUUCACUGUGACAAAGUAAAACUUCCACAGUAAUAUUAUAUGUAGUUUUGAUAUUGUCCAUCAGAUGUCAUUAAAGAUAUUAAUCACAGUCAGAGAAAAUUAUAAGACAGUUUUCAUAGGUUUAUUGAUACAGGGAAGUAGGAAGGGCCUGCGGGUCCAGAGAUGACGGGUACAAAUCUCUCCAUGAGCAGAAUUUGUCUGCAGUCAUCACACUCAAGGCACAUAUAUUGAUCAAAUAUCCAGGAAGGAAUGGUCAUAUGUCACGCAUAGUUUAAAUAAGUUGCGAUAACUUGCACUACAAUCAGUCAAAUUGAACGAGUUCAAGCUAAAUCUAUUGCAACAAUUUUGCCCUUAGUGAAGCUGUCAUCUAUACUUUAAAGAUGAAAAUAAAUGUUCAUGAAGGUAUAAAAAGCCUACAUCUGCAGAUAAAAUUUAGGAUUUGUCAACAUUUAUAAUCAAGAUUUUGUGAUGAAAAGAAAGCCAGUACCUUAUUUACCAAUAUUGUCAAAUUGCUCAUAUAUCUACAUAAGGCAGAUACAUUUUGUAAUCUGAAUUUUUUUUUCACAUAGAUAUUAUUAUAAAAAUACUGAAUGAUUUUUCAGCUUUUAAUGCACUUUUUCAUAAUGCUGGACAAAAUCUCCACAUACUCAGUCUGACCAAGGCAAGUAAUAUCCCUCCUUUGGUAUUCAUUGAAAAGAAACUUACAACAAAAAUACUACUCAACUUUAACUGAAAAAUAUAUCUUUUAAAAUGAUAAUUAUUCAUUUAUAAACUUGAUUUUUUAAAACGUACGUUAUGUUUAAAAACAAAAAAACGAAGGUGGGAUUUUAUAUGACUUGGUUAAAUAGUGCAGAAGGGGCUUUAUUCGUAUUUCACUUUUGUAGAGAAUGUGAUGUCUCUAUAGGAUAUCACCAUUAUUAUUGUCUGUAUAUUUUUCAUUUUUGACAUAGAUUAUAUUUUAUACACCUGUAUUAUAUAGCAUCAUUUCAGGACUUAAUAUUAACCCAUGGUGCUUAAAUGUUCACUAUGACUAGAGUCAUAAUUAUACAUAGAGUGGCAGUUGAGGGGUAUUUUUUACAAGAUGGUGCUGCUUUUCAGUACAUUCAACUAAGCUUGUAGAUUUAGUAAUGGACCAAACUUGGAAUUGCUAAAAAAUCAUAGACAUAUUGGUAAAACUUUGUAUCUCAGUUUUGCAAGUGAAUUUCUAUACCAAUCACUUGAACAUCUCAAGAAAGCUCAUCCAAAAAUAUUUAUAAUUCAGCUUAGUAGAUCUAAAACUAUUUGGUUACUCUAAAUAGAAAGUAGCCUUGGAAUUUAGUCUGUUACUUGUGAUCUUUCUUUUUCUUUGAUGUAAAGCAGAAUCAGCACCAUUAAUAACUGUGUAUUAACAGUGGCUGCAUAUACGUCAUAUGAACAACUAAAUUCAGACAUCAGGAAGCAAAAUUCUGACCAAUAGAUGUAUGACUAAAGCCAUUCUCUCCCACCUAGAUUUGAUAUGGAGAAGGUCAGCAACAUAAUCAUAUAUGGAGGAAAAGGUCUGAACUGGAAAAAUGCUAUAAAACUAGGCAAAUUCUGAAUGACUGUGAGCUUUGUAUUUUGUCAAGAGUACUCCUUUAUAUUGAGCUCUAUAUCUGUUUCUUUGUUAAGUUUCUUGUUACAUGAUUGACUAUUUAGUGUAUAAUUUACCGUUCAUGUAGUUGAUGAAUUACACAUAAGAUGUAUAUUUUGUACUAAAUUUAUUAAGUGUAACAUUUUAUUCAGAAUAUAGUUUUACUAUUGAUGAAGUGCUGCUUGUAUAAAUGGGGAUAUUUCUUUUAUUUGAGUGUUGUUUUUGUAAGUAGUAAAUGUGUAAGUUACACAUUGCAUGGCUGUAACCUCAUGGGUAUAAAGAAUUUUUUUUAUGGAAUCAUUGAAUACUGUGAAAGUAUAUGACAUCUGAAGCUGAGUGGUGACUUUGAACUAAUUAAGAUUAUAUAAUGAUUACACCCAAGCUACCUAGAGUUUUUUUCUGCUGUAUUUGGAGGUUAUACCUUCUCAUAACAUAGGAAUGGUUAAAUACAUAAAAUAGAAUGCCUGUGGUAUAUUUUGAUUAAAUGAUAUAGUGAAUUGAAAUAUUUAUUACAUGUUUUAAUCACAUUGAAAUGUGUAGGUAUGCUGUUUGUGCACAAGUUCACAGAGUGUUAAUGUAUGUUUAUAUGGACAAAAUUAUUCAAAACUGUGUUUCCAAUUUUUGCAUUAAACUGAACUGGCUAGAUGUAAUUUUUACAAGCUCCCAAUAUUAGAAUAGAAUAGAUUGAAUUAAAAUAGCUCUUUGCUGAGAGAUGAUAUCCACUCGUUAAUAUUUCUUUGUAAGCAAAUAGUUCUUUUAGAAAGAAUUUUAAGAUUUAGUCAAUGUUAUUCGCAAUAAUUUUAAAGACCUGCAAGUUGGAGUGGUGUAAAAACUUUGUCACGGAUAUAUUGUCAUUGUUGUUGUAAAUGUGAAAGCUAAAAGUUGCCAGUAUUGAACACAGUCUGUGAUAAAUGCUUUGUAUGUUUGUAGAAAAUUUAACUUCUGAUCAAAAUAAGCUCAUGACAAUUGUGUUUUUAUAACCUCUUUCAGAGUUAUAGUGAUAUUAUAUUGGAUGAUGAUAUAAUGAUCAUAUUUUUGCUAUUUUUAGAAAUGUAGCAGUGUAGCUCUAUCAAGGCUAGAUUCAGUCCGGGCUGCAACAAGUCUUUGAUAAGUUGUGGCCUUAAUUCCAGAGUGGUGUAAGUCCAUUUUUGGCAAAAUUGAGUUUUAGUGUUGUUAGGUAUGUCUCUAUGACCUCUGUAUGAUGGUAUAUUGGUGUCCAUGUAGAACAAACCUUAACCGGCUAAAUUUUAAUUCAGCAAGGAUGUAAAUAUGGUAAAGUCAUUGACAUUCAAACUUUUAAACAUUUUUCCAAAAACUAUCAAACAGGUAGGUUUGUCAUUGUGGAAAUAAGGUGCACAAUUUAUGUGUGUUUAUUACUGUAAGGGAAAAUAUUGUACUCCGGAUUCACUUACUGAUCAGAUAGUUGGGUUCUAUAACCCCAGGGUAUAAAACAUGAGUUUGGAGACCAGUCACAGACAGCAACUUUGCCUUCGGUACAUUUUAGGAUUAUGCUUAGAAACGACCAAUCAGAUGCAAGAGCUUUUGACUGGUUUCCAAAUUCAACUUUAUUAUCUUGGACACAGAAUUUUUAAUGUCUCUAAUCACACUUAUAUGUUUUCAGUAAUUUCUUGAACCUGUGUUAUUUUUACAUUUUUUUUUCAGAUUAUUUAUAUUUGCCAAAUUCAUGUAUAACAUACUUUGGAACUCACAAAUAUAUCAUAAGACCAUGAUUUUCAUAUUCAUCAUUUUUCAUAAUAAUUAUCAUAUAAAUAUGUCUGCAUUGUUGUUUUUGGUAAUUUUUCAUCAUCUUAAAUGAAAGUGUGAUUAUUGAAUUUAUGAACAUUUUUUUGAACAUUUUAAUGUCUGAAAUCACACUACCACUUAAAUAUCCUGAUACAAUCACGAUUGUACGAUAUAUACAUUAUAAGUCAAAAGUGUCGAUCCAAAACCCAGUAUUUCAAAAUGGUGAUUUUCAGGAGACAAUGAAAACUUACUCUGGUAAAGCAAAUGCAUGACCUUUGGAGCAAAAAUCUUUAGAACUAGUUUUAAAUCAUAUUAUAUUUUGUUUUGAGCCCAACAGAGCUUCACGUUAUUUACUGUGGUUAAUUAGCAUAAAAGCACUUGUAACACAGUAACUUUUCAAGUUGCUUGAAACUGGUAACUGCAUAUGCUGUGUCAAAACUAUGCAAGAGCACCCUUUUAUAAUAGUGCAAAAAUCCUUUAAGUGAAACAGAUAUGGGUUUUUUGCCUGUUUCACAUGGUUGUAUUGAAAUAACAGUUGGCUACUGAGACAGUGAUGGGACAAAAUUCAGUGGGAAAUUUUGCAGAUAUGGUUGAUAGGAAAAAAAGAUUUUGCACCAAAUUUCAGUUACGAUGUUUUGGAUUGGCGCCGUUGAUAUAUCUACAUUAUGCAAGAGAAUGCAUGUUAAAAAAAAAAAAAUCAAUCAUUCUGUUAUAUUGAAUUGUCCCACCCUGAAGUUAUACUGGCUUUGAAUGUUAAGUCUGCUGGUCAGACUGUCCUACCCACCAGGGGGCACUUCUAUUCAUUCAACAAAAAGUUCUACAGUCUAUAAGAUGUGAAAAAGAAUUUGUUUCAUUUUCCUUUUACUCGCCCCGGCGUCAGCGCCGCCGUUGGUGAAAGUUUUUGAUAAAGACAAAUAUCUCUGUUACUAUCAAAGCUAUUGACUUGAAACUUAAAAUAGUUAUUUACUAUCAAAAUCUACACCAGGAGAAACAAUCCUCAUAACUCUGUUUGAAUUUUGACAGAAUUAUGCCCCUUUUUAACUUAGAAUUUUUGGUUAAAGUUUUUGAUAAAGUCAAAUAUCGCUGUUACUAUCAAAGCUAUUGACUUGAAACUCAAAGUACUUAUUUACCAUCAAAGUCUACACCAGGAGAAACAAUCCCCAUAACUCUGAUUUGAAUUUUGACAGAAUUAUGCCCCUUUUUAACUUAUAAUUUUUGGUUAAAGUUUUUGAUAAAGUCAGAUAUCUCUGUUAUUAUCAAAGCUUUUGACUUGAAACUUAAAAUACUUGUUUACCAUCAAAGUCUACACCAGGAGAAACAAUCCCCAUAACUCUGAUUGAAUUUUGACAGAAUUAUGUCCCUUUUUAACUUAGAUUUUUUUGUAAAUUUUUUUUAUAAAGUCAAAUAUCUCUGGUACUAUUAAAGCUUUUGACUUGAAACUCAACAUAGUUAUUUACUAUCAAAGUCUACACCAGGAGAUACAAUUCCCAUAACUCUGGUUUGAAUUUUGACAGAGUUAUGUCCCUUUUUAACUUGGAUUUUUUUACUGGCAAAGCUCUAUUUCAGAGUCAAGCACUGAGAAAAGUCGAGCGCGCUGUCUUACUGCUCUUGUAUCUUUAAAAGUUGAUAUCCAAAAAUUCAUAUUCCCACAAAAUAACUUUUUUUGGUCAAAAUCAUGAAAUUUCAUGACCACAAAAUUUACUAUUUGAUAAUAAAUUAAGUUUAGGAGACUUGUAAAAAACAAACACCUUGUAAUAGAGCAUCAGAAACAAAAUAUUCUUUCUUUAUUUUAAUUAUGUUUUGAAUCUUUUUUUCACACUGUCUUCCGCCUGGAUACAUUACUCACAAGAAUACCACCUCAUUUUGAAUAUUUCAUUAUUUGUAACUGUAGUUAGAUUUGACUGAUUUCUAUUGUUUCAGAUGCUAUUACUAUAAAUUGCCAUAUUUCUGUUUGCAAAAAGAUGUAUAUAUAUUUUGCGACCAAGCAGAUAUAUUAGUUGAUUUUUUUCUCUCUUAUAUAACAAUAUCUAUUACAAUGUCAUUAAAGCAUGCUUCACAAUAAAACUAUGUUAAUGAGAAA
This is a messenger RNA of Mercenaria mercenaria, 8570 nucleotides long. Its product is annotated as sorting nexin lst-4-like. Gene Ontology annotation, biological process: endosomal transport; protein transport; endocytosis. The record is from RefSeq and is a predicted model, not a curated record. Gene Ontology annotation, cellular component: plasma membrane; cytoplasmic vesicle. The transcript has 18 exons. NCBI's taxonomy places the organism in Eukaryota, Metazoa, Mollusca, Bivalvia, Venerida, Veneridae. Gene Ontology annotation, molecular function: protein binding; phosphatidylinositol binding. The coding region runs from base 42 to 1772 and encodes 576 amino acids.